Messenger RNA from Eptesicus fuscus (big brown bat), 990 nucleotides. RefSeq names its product tectorin beta (gene TECTB). Lineage: Eukaryota; Metazoa; Chordata; Mammalia; Chiroptera; Vespertilionidae. Bases 1 to 990 code for a protein of 329 amino acids. The transcript has 10 exons. Gene Ontology annotation, cellular component: cell surface. The record is from RefSeq and is a predicted model, not a curated record.
AUGGUGAUGAGGGCCUUCGUCCUGUUGGCCGUCUUUGUGGAAGCCUCUGCGAAAUCCUGCACUCCGAAUAAAGCAGAUGUCAUUCUUGUGUUCUGUUACCCAAAAACCAUCAUCACCAAAAUCCCUGAGUGUCCCUAUGGAUGGGAAGUACAUCAGCUGGCCCUGGGUGGGCUGUGUUACAAUGGGGUCCACGAAGGAGGAUAUUACCAAUUCGUAAUCCCAGAUUUGUCACCUAAAAACAAGUCCUAUUGUGGAACCCAGUCCGAGUACAAGCCCCCCAUCUACCACUUCUACAGCCACAUUGUUUCCAAUGACAGCACGGUGAUCAUAAAGAACCAGCCCGUGAACUACUCCUUCUCCUGCACCUACCACUCCACCUACUUGGUGAACCAAGCUGCCUUUGACCAGAGAGUGGCCACUGUUCACGUGAAGAACGGGAGCAUGGGCACAUUUGAAAGCCAAUUGUCUCUCAACUUCUACACUAAUGCCAAGUUCUCCAUUAAGAAAGAAGCCCCUUUUGUCCUGGAGACCUCCGAAAUCGGUUCAGACCUGUUUGCAGGAGUAGAAGCCAAAGGGUUAAGCGUUAGGUUCAAAGUGGUUUUGAACAGUUGCUGGGCCACACCCUCGGCUGAUUUCAUGUAUCCCUUGCAGUGGCAGCUGAUCAACAAGGGCUGCCCCACGGAUGAAACGGUCCUGGUGCAUGAGAACGGGAAAGAUCACAGGGCGACCUUCCAAUUCAAUGCUUUCCGGUUCCAGAACAUCCCCAAGCUGUCCAAGGUUUGGUUACACUGUGAGACGUUCAUUUGUGACAGCGAGAAGCUCUCCUGCCCAGUGACUUGCGACAAGCGGAAGCGCCUCCUCCGGGACCAGACAGGGGGCGUCCUGGUCGUGGAGCUCUCCCUCCUCAGCAGGGGAUUCUCCAGUCUCUAUAGCUUCUCAGAUGUUCUCUACCACCUCGUCGUGAUGCUGGGGAUCUGUGCCGUGUUAUAG